AUGACUCCUGCUGUCUGUCUGGCCAUUCUGUGCUUGGGAGUGGCCUCAGCUACUCAUUCACCUGAUCCCAGCUUGAAUUCUGAAUGGCAGAAUUGGAAGAUAAAAUAUGAAAAAAACUACAGCCUGGAGGAAGAAGGGCAGAAGAGAGCAGUAUGGGAAGAAAAUAUGAAACUGAUCAAACAGCAUAAUGUUGACUAUGACCAGGGAAAGAAUGCCUUCACCAUGGAAAUGAAUGCCUUUGGUGACAUGACUGGAGAAGAAUUCAGGAAAAUGAUGAUUGAUAUUCCAGUCCCAAAUGUUAGGAGGAAGAAAAGUAUCCAGCAACGCAUUGUUAGUAAUCUCCCCAAAUUUGUGGACUGGAGAAGAAGAGGUUAUGUGACUUCAGUGAAGAGACAGGGCAGAUGUAAUUCUUGUUGGGCUUUUUCUGUGGCUGGUGCCAUAGAAGGACAAAUGUUCCGGAAAACAGGCAGACUGGUCUCAUUGAGUCCACAAAACCUAGUGGACUGCUCUAGACCUGAAGGCAAUCAUGGCUGCCAUAUGGGUAGCACAUACUAUGCUUUAGAGUAUGUGUACAAAAAUGGAGGUCUGGAGGCUGAGGCAACCUAUCCAUAUGAAGAAAGGGAAGGCCACUGCAGGUACCAUCCUCAUCGUUCUGCUGCUAGAGUCAGGGGCUUUUCUAUUGUCCCAAGGAGUGAAAAAGCCUUAAUGCAUGCUGUAGCAACAAUAGGGCCCAUCUCUGUUGGAAUUGAUGCUGGACAUGAAUCUUUCAGGUUUUAUAAGGGAGGUAUUUAUUAUGAACCAAACUGCAGCAAUGAUAACAUUAAUCAUUCUGUUCUGUUAGUCGGAUAUGGCUAUGAGGGAAGAGAGUCAGAUGGCAGGAAAUACUGGCUGAUAAAGAACAGUCAUGGUGAAAGAUGGGGCAUGAAUGGCUACAUGAAGAUUGCCAGAGACAGGAACAACCACUGUGCAAUUGCUACAUAUGCCAUAUACCCCAUAGUGUAA
Psammomys obesus (fat sand rat) is the source of this 1002-nucleotide messenger RNA. RefSeq names its product cathepsin 8-like. Gene Ontology annotation, molecular function: cysteine-type endopeptidase activity. Lineage: Eukaryota; Metazoa; Chordata; Mammalia; Rodentia; Muridae. The transcript has 7 exons. The record is from RefSeq and is a predicted model, not a curated record. The coding region runs from base 1 to 1002 and encodes 333 amino acids. Gene Ontology annotation, biological process: immune response. Gene Ontology annotation, cellular component: lysosome.